Molecule: messenger RNA, 1868 nt
Organism: Dreissena polymorpha
Lineage: Eukaryota; Metazoa; Mollusca; Bivalvia; Myida; Dreissenidae
Exons: 7
Coding region: 395-1171 (258 amino acids)
Cellular component (GO): cytoplasm
Molecular function (GO): calcium ion binding
Source: RefSeq, a predicted model, not a curated record
UCCCAGCCUAUUAAUGAUGUCGGAGUUAUUGACAAGGAUUAAAAGUACAUUGUUACUUGCAUUACAGCGAAACGGCACCACGCGCAUACAUUGGAUUAUUUGUUUAAUGCUAAGUCACAAACUAGUGUGCGAUUUACGUUGAAAAGUAUUGUGCAAUUUCUUAAUAAAUGGAAUUUUAAUACAUUAGAUUAUAAAAGUGUCUGCAGCCUACACUCAUGACAUUUGACAAGACGAUAAGUGAAACGUGUUGACAAUGUGUGUAUAUUUAAUUCCUUAAUUUUCCAACGUUUGCCAACUGAAAGCAACAAACAAUACAAAAGAUAGAUUUGCUGAUAACAUUUGCAAGCGUCAAGUAAAAAUGGUUGAACGUGUAUGAAUCACGUGAUUAUUCGAUAUGAAUAAAGUUGGACGUUCAAACCCCGUUGGGGCCGGGUCGGUCAGAAAGUCACGUGGCGAGGUCGUCGAGUCAAAACGCUUGAACGGGUCAAUGGCCCAUAAGGAGGUCAAAAAUGGGAUCGAAGAACAGAAGUUGUCCGCGAAUGAUAAUGAUGAUGACAUCAUCGAGCACUAUCUGAUGAACUCGUUCGAUCAGUCGGCAAUGCGGAAAAUUGCAGACGAUGACGCCAUGCCUCUCGACGUAGAAACCGAGCUUAGGAAAUACAAUCAGCGAGAAACAGACUAUCUCAUGCGCGUAGACGAUUGCCUUACGAAGGACCCCAGUCUGAGGGAGGACCAAGUCAAAUUGAUCCUGCAGUCCUUCUCGGUGCUGGACGAGAACGGAGAUGGGAGGAUCUCCAAGACGGAGAUAGCUCGGGCCUACAGGCUGGCUGGCUUCAACCCUACCAAGACGGAACUCGAGCAGAUUGUCAAGGAACAUGACGCAAACGAUGACGGUUAUAUUGACUUUGAAGAAUACUUCAAUGUAAUGAGAUCAAAAAUGAUAAAAGUUGACUUCGAAAAAGAUCGCAUGAAAACUGCUUUUAAAGUCCUAGAUGUCAAUAACGACGGCUUUAUCUCGGUGGAGGAGUUAAGGAACGCCUUGUCGAGGACAGGGGAUCAUUUCACCGACAGGGAGAUAGACGAGAUCUUAAGACUCGCCGAUAAAAACAACGAUGGGAGGAUAGACUAUAAUGAGUUUGUCGACGCAGAUCUGUGCAAGUCAGUGUUUUGAACUUUUCAGACCGUGGUGAUUAUUAUAGUGACGUAGACUGCCAACAUAUGACGUCAUGACGUGCCGCAACGUGACGUUGAAGACUUUUAAGUCUUUAGACAAUUUUAACAAGUGAAUAAUUUGUUGUAGUAAAGUUUCUUAUUCACUUUGACAAGUUUGAUGUUGUUGGAAUUAAUUCAUUUGUUCUGCUUUUUAAGUUAUUGCUUUGCAUUAUGUAGUGGUUUAAUGAAGUUUAUAAUGUAAACCUGUAUAACAUAACGCUUAACGAUAUUAAUUGCGGUUUGAUGCUAAAAGCGGUUACACGUAUCUCGAUUUAGAAACAUUUUUUUUAUUUUGAAUUGCUUUGUGUGUUAAAUAAUAGCAAGUCUUCAAUUCUGCUGCGUGUUAAUACAACCAUAAAGUAUUAUCGCGCGUUAUUAAUAAGAGUCGCAUAAGAAAUAUUUUUCCCGUGUGAUAAAGCAUAUGCGCUUCAGAAUAAGUGUUUUCCCGCGGCAUUCAGAAUAUGCGCAUCACAACUAGUCAAUCUCCGUGAUUUGGCAAACGCGUUUCAGAACUAGUGUUGCCCGUUGUGGUUCGGCAAACGCGCAUCAGCGCUAGUGUUUUCUGUUGUUAUUUAGUAUACGCGCGUCAAAACUUAUGUUAUCCCACUCGAUUCGGCAAACGCGUAUCAGAACUAGUGUUUUCCGACGUGAUUCGG